GAUAAGAUAAAGCUCGAAACAUCCGCAUAUAACAGGCCAGCACGCGACUCGGUGCGUUGAGGGUUUGCUGUGCUGCUUGCGCUGCUCUGCUCUCCAACCAUGAAGAUCUUCUCCUUUGCGUUAUGGCUGAUCGCGGCUGAGAUGGUGUCUGCGCUGGGACUCGGGCCAUCGGACUGCGGCGGCCAGGCGUUGUCAUGCGUCAACUGCUCAUCCACGCUGUCUUGCACCAAGAUUGGCAAUUUGUUUCGGCCAAUCCAAGUCGACAACUGCCCUGCGGAGGCCCCAUACUGCUCAAACGGUGCCUGUGUUUCGACACCGGCGGACCUUUCCUGUGUCCUGCCGCCCCCCGCCAGUUUCGACUUCAAGUGCAGCGGUGACGGCUAUUUCCCGGACCCCUCCAGCUGCAGGCGAUACUGGCUGUGUGUCGGAGGCAGCGCGUUCCGCUACGACUGCGCAGCUGAAGCCGUGUAUAGCCAUGCCCGGGCAGACUGCGUGUUCAGCACUGACGUUCCCUGCUCUACAGCAGCUUGCGAUGGACCAUCCUACCAGCCAUACGCACAGUCCCUGGAGAUCUACUUUUACUGCAAGGAUGCUGUCAAUGCUAACGCGGAGGUUGCGGCCUGUCCACCUAACCACGUCGUGGAUUCGACCGGGCAUUGCGUACUGACGUGUACAUCAGCGGGGAGACUGCCGGUAGAGAGCAACGGGACCAUGUACUACGAGUGCAGCAAGACAUUUUCAAAGCCUUUUCUAAGAGCCUGCCCGUCUGGCUCGACGUUUAACGUAGAGAAGCAGCGCUGCGUAACUGGGAGGGAAGAAAGUCAAAAGGGCUACGAUGAGGAUUAUUACGCGCCUGACCCAAACAUACCAGAGUCUGAAUAUGAUCUUCCAGUGACACUAAAAGUCGGUUCGGCCACGUCAGCUUUUCAGGUCGAAGGAGCAUGGAAUGAUUCAGAUAAGUCACUCAGCAUAAUGGAUGUUUAUUACCAUUCCCGACCUUCCUUGGAGAAUGGCGACAUCGCAGACGACUCAUUUCACAAAUACAUGGACGACGUAGCCGCGCUAGAUGAAUUACAAAUGGACUUCUACCGCUUCUCCUUUUCUUGGCCUCGUCUACUUCCGACUGGGGAUAAGUCGGCACCGAGCAUCAACGGAACUCAGUACUACAAAAACUUGAUUAAAGCACUAACAGAUAAAGGGAUAGAGCCAGUGGUGACACUUUACCACUGGGAUUUGCCUGAAGUACUUCAGGUUGAUGGCGGCUGGCUAAAUCCGGCAAUACAAGACCGGUUUGUUGAAUACGCUACCUACUGCUUCGAGACUUUCGGUGACCAAGUGAAGUCGUGGCUCAUGGUUAACGAGCCCCUGACGCAGUGCCUGUAUGGGUACGAGUUGGGAUACUUAGGGCCAGCGGUGCAGAUGCUGGGCACCGGGGGAUACCAAUGCAAUCACAACAUGGUGCUUGCACACGCUAAAGCUUAUCGCGUGUACCAAGAGAGGUUCAAGUAUCAGGGUGGCAAGAUCAGCUCGGCCAUCAACAUGGCUUUCGCCCAGCCGAAGACAGCGUCGAAGGCAGAUGUGGACGCGGCCCAGCGCUACAUGGAGUGGCAAUAUGCUUGGUACGCUGAUCCUUUCUUCUUCGGGGACUACCCGGCCUCAAUGCGGCAGACGAUAGAUGCACUGAGCUCUGCAGAGAACAGAAGUGACUCUCGUCUCCCGCGCUUCACGGCAGAAGAGAAGAAAAUUGUCAUGGGUGCAAUGGACUAUCUCGGAGUGAACAACUACGGUGCUAUCGUGGCAUCAGCAAGCACUGCAACAAGGUCGGGCACGCCUAACUACUCAUCGGACUUGCUCGUAAACACUGAAAAUGGAAAAGACUGGACCAUAAGCGGGUCUCCGAGAUUCCCAGUGACUCCUUGGAGUUUGGCUGGAUGCGUCAAAUGGGUGAAAGACCGCUACAACAACUUUCCUAUGUGGGUCACUGAAAACGGGUAUUGUGGAACAAAGGAUGACGGACUGAAUGAUUCCAAACGCAUUGGCUACUACAGCGGUUAUAUGCGGGGUCUAAUGCGAGCUAUUAACAAGGACGGAGCAAAUAUCAUCGGGUACACUGCUUGGAGUCUCCUAGAUAACCUUGAGUGGAACGACGGAUUCAGCUUGAAGUUCGGCCUCGUCCAUGUCGACUUCGAGGACCCUGAACGUCCACGGACAAUUAAAGACUCUGGCCGCUUUAUCAAGCAGAUUAUUACAAACCGUAACGUCCCAUACGUCAAAGUGACUUAAUACGUCAUUGGAUAAUAUUUGUACAUAUAACAAUCAAUAACGAUCUCAUCUGAAUGCUAAACAGUGCAACGAGUGGAUUGACUCUUUGCCAGCUGUGAUAUUUCGACAGAUUCGCCUUUAUGUGAUAAGGUUUAUGACAGCUUCGUAAAAAGCAAUGUUAAUAAACAGAAGUUUCACGAAUAA
Molecule: messenger RNA, 2466 nt
Organism: Frankliniella occidentalis (western flower thrips)
Lineage: Eukaryota; Metazoa; Arthropoda; Insecta; Thysanoptera; Thripidae
Product: myrosinase 1
Exons: 15
Coding region: 100-2283 (727 amino acids)
Biological process (GO): carbohydrate metabolic process
Cellular component (GO): extracellular region
Molecular function (GO): beta-glucosidase activity; chitin binding
Source: RefSeq, a predicted model, not a curated record